Hibiscus syriacus is the source of this 2936-nucleotide messenger RNA. RefSeq names its product transcription factor GTE4-like. NCBI's taxonomy places the organism in Eukaryota, Viridiplantae, Streptophyta, Magnoliopsida, Malvales, Malvaceae. The transcript is spliced from 5 exons. The coding region runs from base 493 to 2529 and encodes 678 amino acids. The record is from RefSeq and is a predicted model, not a curated record. Gene Ontology annotation, molecular function: protein binding.
UGUUAUCCCCGCUAUGAUACUUGGCCAGCACGGCUCUCUCGAUGCACCCACGCGCUUCUCUCAAGUCGGUUGGAGCCACGAGGGCACGCUCCACCUUCACCUGUAAGAUAAGGAUAUAGGGAGAGAGAGAAAAAAAAUACGAAAACGAACAUCAUUUUCCUAGAGAAAGAAAGAGACUCGGACGAAGAACUGAUAUUGAACCGGCAAAGGUAAGGGCGUUGAGAAGUCUCUCUUUUCCUUGUUUCCUUUACGAAGUUUGAUUCUGUUUUGGGCUUGUAAAGAUGGUAGUGGUUUUGAUUUUGUAGAUCGAGCAGGGGUUUCUUUAUUUGAAUUUCUUGUGUUUGUCUUGAGGGAUAUCUGGAGUUUGGAGGUGAAAUUAGGGUUUUGGAGUGGACGUGGUUAAACCCUAGUUUGGAUUGAUCGGGAAAAUUGAUUUUUUUGGGUCUGGAGUUUGGAGAAGGGGGAAUCAGGGUUUCCAACCCUAAUACAUGUAUGGCUUCGGGAACGGUAGUUGGAGAAGGAAAAGAUGGUGAAAACAGAGAGAGGCAGCGGUACAUGGAGAACAAGGUUUACACCAGGAAAGCGUUUAAGGGUCCCAAGAAAAACAAUCUUCUCGACACCACAACUAACAACUUCACCACCACCAAGGAUGGCCACAACAAGAACAACAUCGUCAUCAACGGAAACGGCAACGACAUUAGUAACAACGAGGACAACAACGAAAACAACAACAGCUGUAGCACUGCUGUGAACAACAUUGUCGUCACCACAAUCGCUUCCUCUACAAUUGUGCACAAAGAGGACAACACAAAUGACAAGAACAAUAGUAACAGUGAUGACAAGAACAACAACAACUCUGCUGAAGCACCAGCUCAGGCUCUUCCUUUAGAGCAUAGUGAUUCAGCUCACCAACAGCCUGCUUCCCGUUUAGAUACUUCUGUGUCUGGUGAUUCUUCAAGUCCUAAGAAGCAGCAUGUUGUGGCUGGCAAUGGAGCCGUGAAGCCGAUUUCAGAAAACAGGGUGAAGAUCAAUUUGGCUUCAAGGUCGAAGUAUGAGAUGUGGGAACUGAGGAGGAAGUUGGAGAGUGAGCUUGAUUUGGUAAGGAAUUUGGUGAAGAGGAUUGAAGUUAAAGAAGCGCAGAUUAGUAAUUCACAUGUUCCCGUGAAUGACAGCGUUGAUUGUGGAUUCGAGAGGGUUCAACCAGAGGUGACUUCAAUCGGUAUUCCUCAGAAGCCUGUCAAGCAUCUAAGGCCUUUGAACCAGUUGAAUAUUCCUGUCUUGGAGAUUAGUCAGGGUGUGAGUGAAAGCAUGGAGAAGGAGAAGGAGAAGAGAACGCCUAAGGCGAACCAAUUCUAUCGGAAUUCAGAGUUUUUGCUUGCAAAAGAUAAGUUUCCCCCAGCAGAGAGUAACAAAAAGUUGAAAUUAAAUGGGAAGAAGCAAGGAGGAGUUGAAUUAAAUCGUGGCUUCGGUAUGGGUAACAAAUGCUUUAAGAGCUGUAGCUCUUUGCUUGAAAGACUAAUGAAGCAUAAGCAUGGUUGGGUCUUUAAUGCCCCUGUUGAUGUCAAAGGUUUGGGUUUGCAUGAUUACUAUACUAUUAUUAAGCAUCCCAUGGAUUUGGGUACUGUGAAAUCAAGGCUUAACAAUAACUGGUACAAGUCGCCAAGAGAGUUUGCAGAGGAUGUGAGGCUAACAUUUCGCAAUGCUAUGACAUAUAAUCCUAAGGGACAAGAUGUUCAUAUUAUGGCGGAGCAGUUGUCACAGAUAUUUGAGGACAAAUGGGCUACUAUAGAGGCAGAUUAUAUUCGAGAUAUGAGACUUGCAAUGGAAUAUGAAGCUAGUCUUGCUAUGCCAACUCCAAGAAAGGCAACUCCAAUGCUACCCCCGCCACUUGAUAUGAGAAGGAUCCUGGAUAGACCAAAGUCAAUGAUGGGCCCUGAUGAUCUGAGGCCAAAACUUAUUGCUACUACUCCUUCAGGUAGGAUACCUACUCCAAAAAAGCCUAAGGCAAAGGAUCUGUAUAAGAGGGAUAUGACUUACGAAGAGAAGCAGAAGCUUAGCACCAACCUUCAGGGUUUGCCUUCAGAGAAGCUGGACAACAUCGUACAGAUUAUUAAAAAAAGGAAUUCGACUCUCUUCCAACAUGAUGAUGAAAUUGAGGUGGACAUUGACAGUGUGAAUACUGAGACUCUUUGGGAGCUAGAUAGAUUUAUUACAAACUACAAGAAAAGCUUAAGCAAAAACAAGAGAAAAGCUGAACUUGCCGUUCAAGCUAGAGCAAAAGCUGAACAUACUGUGGAAGAGAAGUUGCAGACCCCAAUGCCUGCUUUGGUUGAAGUGCCAAAGGAAGCCGGAACUAACGAGCAUAAUAUGUUCAUAUCAACUGUUGAAGUGGGGGAACAGGGAGAUAAUGCUAGUAGGUCAAGUACUUCGAGUAGCUCUAGCAGUGAUUCCGGGUCUUCAUCAAGUGAUUCUGAUAGCGAAAGCUCCUCAGCAUCUAAAUCUGAUACUGGACAUUCACCAAGGUCUUGAAUUUUUUUCAAUCAGUGGCUGAUCUAAAAUUUAGAGUAAGGUGCCAUCCAUUUCGAUCCUGAAGCAUUGCAGAUUCCGUUUUAUUUGCACUAGGCGGAGAAGCACCGGCCACCCAUUUAGCCACUGCAGGGUGUGGGGUUGUGUUUCUGGCGCAGCAAGGCAUCGUCAUGUGGACUGUUUUGUAUAAGAUGGGUAGAUGUGUCAAAUACUUGGGAGAAUUUGGGUUUUUCUUUUUCGUGUAGCACUUGUACAUUGCUAACGUCUGCUACUGCUGCUGGUGAUGCUAAUAGUUUUAGGGAACAUUUGUUUAUUUAUAAGAUGGGUGGCAGCUUAAGGAUUCAUGUUAUACUCGGAAAAUGGUAUUGUAAUUUCAGUCAUAAUUGCUUAGCAUGAAAUCAUCUGCAGAA